Messenger RNA from Gorilla gorilla gorilla (western lowland gorilla), 13087 nucleotides. It is a transcript of the gene WDFY3, whose product is annotated as WD repeat and FYVE domain containing 3. Gene Ontology annotation, molecular function: metal ion binding; protein binding. NCBI's taxonomy places the organism in Eukaryota, Metazoa, Chordata, Mammalia, Primates, Hominidae. Gene Ontology annotation, biological process: aggrephagy. Bases 564 to 11144 code for a protein of 3526 amino acids. The transcript has 70 exons. The record is from RefSeq and is a predicted model, not a curated record.
CGGGGCUCCCGGGCCCCGCCGCGGACGUCGCGCCGGUUGCCCCUUCCCCGUAGCCCGUGCGCCCUCGGCGCGGAGCCCCGGCCCGCCGCGGUCCCGUCUCCUGGGCCUGGCCCGCCCGCGCCCUCCGCCGGCCCUCAGGUAUAAUACUUCUCCACGUCUGCUUCAGGAAGAAAGUGCCUGCCAUUCUUAUCAUUUCUAAGCAGGUUCAUGCCAGCCCAGAACAGAGAAUCAGUGGUCCUUAAUGCUAGAUUUGUUUUUCUUGAAAUAGUCGGCAACUGUACCUGCAGACCUCAAUCUAAGCUGGAGCCCAGAUUUCAAGUUUUGAGUAAAAUACCUUCAAGCGAAUGGGCCCUAUUGUGCUCACACAUUCAGAACCUGUUACCCAAGGAAUUCCCUAAAGCACAGAGAAGAUUAGCGUGGCUCCUGCACAAGGAUGACAUGCAAAUUCGUGAAGCAUUCCAUUAAAGAAAAAAAAAAGAAGAAAUAAACAAAUAAAUGUGGUUCAGUUGAGACUAACUUAAGAAAUGAAUUGAAUUAGAAGUGUGUCUCACCAACCAGCCAAGAUGAACAUGGUGAAGAGGAUCAUGGGGCGGCCGAGGCAGGAGGAGUGCAGCCCACAAGACAACGCCUUAGGACUGAUGCACCUCCGCCGGCUCUUCACGGAGUUGUGCCAUCCUCCCCGGCACAUGACUCAGAAGGAACAAGAAGAGAAACUGUAUAUGAUGCUGCCAGUGUUUAACAGGGUUUUUGGAAAUGCUCCGCCAAAUACAAUGACAGAAAAAUUUUCUGAUCUUCUGCAGUUCACAACACAAGUCUCACGACUAAUGGUGACAGAAAUUCGAAGGAGAGCAUCAAACAAAUCCACAGAGGCUGCAAGUCGGGCCAUAGUUCAGUUCCUGGAGAUCAAUCAGAGUGAAGAAGCCAGUAGAGGCUGGAUGCUUCUAACGACAAUUAAUUUGUUAGCUUCCUCUGGUCAGAAAACCGUGGACUGCAUGACAACAAUGUCAGUGCCUUCCACCCUGGUUAAAUGUUUAUAUCUGUUUUUUGACCUUCCACAUGUGCCUGAGGCAGUUGGAGGUGCACAGAAUGAGCUACCUCUAGCAGAACGUCGAGGACUACUCCAGAAAGUUUUUGUACAGAUCUUAGUGAAACUGUGCAGUUUUGUUUCCCCUGCGGAGGAGCUGGCUCAGAAAGAUGAUCUCCAGCUUCUAUUCAGUGCAAUAACCUCUUGGUGCCCUCCCUAUAACCUGCCUUGGAGAAAGAGUGCUGGAGAAGUCCUCAUGACCAUAUCUCGUCAUGGUCUUAGUGUCAAUGUAGUGAAGUAUAUUCAUGAGAAAGAGUGUUUAUCUACAUGUGUUCAGAAUAUGCAGCAAUCAGAUGACCUGUCUCCCCUAGAAAUUGUCGAAAUGUUUGCUGGGCUUUCUUGUUUCCUCAAAGAUUCCAGCGAUGUUUCCCAAACACUUCUGGAUGAUUUUCGGAUAUGGCAAGGAUAUAAUUUUCUUUGUGAUCUCUUGCUUAGAUUGGAACAAGCAAAAGAGGCAGAAUCCAAAGAUGCCUUGAAAGAUCUGGUUAAUCUGAUAACUUCCCUAACAACAUAUGGUGUCAGUGAACUAAAACCAGCUGGUAUUACCACAGGGGCACCCUUUUUAUUGCCUGGAUUUGCAGUACCUCAGCCUGCAGGCAAAGGUCACAGUGUGAGAAACGUCCAGGCCUUUGCAGUUCUUCAGAAUGCAUUUUUAAAAGCAAAAACCAGCUUCCUUGCCCAAGUCAUCCUUGAUGCUAUCACAAAUAUUUACAUGGCUGACAAUGCCAAUUACUUCAUCCUAGAAUCACAGCACACAUUGUCACAGUUUGCAGAGAAGAUUUCUAAACUCCCAGAAGUACAAAACAAAUACUUUGAGAUGCUGGAGUUUGUUGUUUUUAGCUUAAAUUAUAUACCUUGUAAAGAACUUAUUAGUGUCAGUAUCCUCUUAAAAUCUAGCUCUUCUUAUCACUGUAGCAUUAUUGCAAUGAAAACACUUCUUAAGUUUACAAGACAUGACUACAUAUUUAAAGAUGUGUUCAGGGAGGUUGGCCUUUUGGAGGUCAUGGUAAACCUUUUGCAUAAAUAUGCUGCCCUGUUGAAGGAUCCAACUCAGGCACUAAAUGAACAAGGGGACUCAAGAAAUAAUAGUUCAGUUGAAGACCAAAAACACCUGGCUUUAUUGGUUAUGGAGACCUUGACAGUGCUUCUUCAAGGAUCGAACACAAAUGCAGGAAUUUUUCGAGAAUUUGGAGGUGCAAGAUGUGCACAUAAUAUAGUAAAGUACCCUCAAUGCCGGCAGCAUGCCCUGAUGACUAUCCAACAGCUGGUGCUCUCGCCAAAUGGGGAUGAUGACAUGGGCACUCUCCUGGGGCUAAUGCAUUCAGCCCCACCGACGGAAUUGCAGUUGAAGACUGAUAUUUUAAGGGCCCUCCUGUCGGUCCUUCGAGAAAGCCAUCGUUCAAGAACAGUUUUUAGGAAAGUUGGAGGAUUUGUGUACAUUACAUCCUUGCUCGUUGCUAUGGAAAGAUCUUUGAGCUGUCCACCCAAGAAUGGCUGGGAGAAAGUGAACCAGAAUCAAGUGUUUGAACUUCUUCACACUGUGUUCUGCACGUUGACUGCAGCAAUGCGCUAUGAGCCAGCCAACUCUCAUUUCUUCAAAACAGAGAUUCAGUAUGAGAAGUUGGCAGAUGCUGUUCGAUUUCUUGGCUGCUUCUCAGACCUAAGAAAAAUAAGCGCCAUGAAUGUCUUCCCCUCAAAUAUACAACCAUUUCAAAGACUUUUAGAGGAAGAUGUAAUCUCGAUAGAAUCAGUGUCACCCACGUUACGGCACUGCAGUAAACUUUUUAUUUAUCUUUACAAAGUAGCCACAGAUUCUUUUGACAGUCGUGCAGAACAGAUCCCUCCUUGCCUGACAAGUGAGUCUUCUCUCCCCUCUCCUUGGGGUACACCAGCUUUGUCCAGGAAAAGGCAUGCAUAUCAUUCUGUUUCAACUCCCCCUAUUUACCCUCCUAAAAAUGUUGCCGACCUGAAACUACAUGUGACAACUUCAUCUCUCCAGAGUUCUGAUGCAGUCAUCAUUCAUCCUGGAGCCAUGCUUGCCAUGCUGGACCUACUGGCCUCUGUUGGGUCAGUGACACAGCCAGAACAUGCUUUGGAUCUUCAACUUGCCGUGGCAAAUAUUUUACAAUCCCUGGUGCACACAGAAAGGAACCAGCAAGUCAUGUGUGAAGCUGGUCUUCAUGCACGACUGCUGCAGAGGUGCAGUGCUGCAUUGGCUGAUGAGGACCACUCACUGCACCCGCCCCUGCAGCGGAUGUUUGAACGAUUAGCCUCUCAGGCCCUGGAACCCAUGGUGUUGAGGGAGUUUUUACGUUUGGCAAGUCCUUUAAAUUGUGGUGCCUGGGACAAAAAACUGCUAAAACAAUAUAGGGUCCACAAACCAAGUUCACUGAGUUAUGAACCAGAAAUGAGAAGUAGUAUGAUCACAUCUCUGGAAGGUCUGGGUACUGAUAAUGUUUUUAGCUUACAUGAAGAUAACCAUUACCGGAUAAGCAAGAGCCUGGUAAAAUCUGCGGAAGGAAGUACUGUACCCCUGACCAGGGUGAAGUGUCUGGUCUCCAUGACAACCCCACAUGACAUCAGACUUCAUGGGUCAUCAGUUACUCCAGCUUUUGUUGAAUUUGACACAUCACUUGAAGGGUUUGGAUGUCUUUUUUUGCCCAGUUUGGCCCCUCAUAAUGCUCCUACGAAUAAUACCGUCACAACAGGUCUUAUUGAUGGGGCUGUGGUCAGUGGCAUUGGUUCUGGUGAAAGAUUCUUCCCUCCUCCCUCUGGCUUAAGUUACUCUAGCUGGUUUUGUAUUGAACAUUUUAGUUCUCCUCCAAAUAACCACCCUGUCAGAAUUCUUACCGUUGUGCGCCGAGCAAAUUCUUCUGAGCAACAUUACGUGUGCCUUGCAAUAGUUCUAUCAGCAAAAGACCGAUCUCUGAUUGUUUCCACCAAAGAGGAACUCCUCCAAAAUUAUGUUGAUGAUUUUAGUGAAGAGUCCUCAUUUUAUGAAAUUCUCCCAUGCUGUGCUCGCUUUCGAUGUGGAGAGCUUAUCAUUGAGGGACAGUGGCAUCAUUUGGUCCUGGUAAUGAGCAAAGGCAUGUUGAAAAACAGUACUGCAGCCCUUUAUAUUGAUGGACAGCUUGUUAACACUGUAAAGCUUCAUUAUGUCCACAGUACUCCAGGGGGUUCAGGUUCGGCAAAUCCACCAGUGGUGAGCACGGUCUAUGCCUACAUUGGUACUCCACCUGCCCAACGCCAAAUUGCCUCAUUGGUUUGGCGCCUGGGACCCACACAUUUUCUAGAAGAAGUUUUACCUUCUUCAAAUGUUACUACCAUUUAUGAACUUGGACCAAAUUAUGUUGGAAGCUUUCAGGCUGUAUGUAUGCCAUGUAAAGAUGCAAAAUCCGAAGGGGUAGUGCCAUCCCCUGUGUCAUUAGUACCAGAGGAGAAGGUGUCAUUUGGCCUCUAUGCACUCUCUGUGUCGUCUCUAACAGUGGCAAGAAUCCGCAAAGUGUAUAACAAAUUGGAUAGCAAAGCCAUUGCUAAGCAGUUAGGCAUUUCCUCACAUGAGAAUGCCACUCCUGUGAAGUUGAUACACAAUUCAGCAGGACAUCUUAAUGGAUCUGCACGGACAAUUGGGGCCGCUCUAAUUGGAUACUUGGGAGUAAGAACAUUUGUCCCUAAGCCUGUUGCCACUACUUUGCAGUACAUUGGUGGAGCUGCAGCCAUCCUGGGCCUGGUGGCCAUGGCCUCUGAUGUGGAAGGGUUAUAUGCAGCAGUCAAGGCCCUGGUUUGUGUGGUCAAGAGUAACCCACUAGCCAGCAAAGAAAUGGAAAGAAUCAAGGGCUAUCAGUUGCUGGCAAUGUUGCUUAAGAAGAAACGUUCCCUUCUUAACAGCCACAUCCUCCAUCUAACUUUUUCUUUGGUGGGAACUGUUGAUAGUGGACAUGAGACCUCCAUUAUUCCAAAUUCAACUGCUUUCCAGGACCUCCUCUGUGAUUUUGAAGUCUGGCUCCAUGCACCAUAUGAACUUCAUCUUUCCUUAUUUGAACACUUUAUUGAACUGCUCACAGAGUCCAGUGAAGCCUCAAAGAAUGCCAAAUUAAUGAGAGAAUUCCAGUUAAUCCCAAAGCUGCUCCUGACUCUUCGAGAUAUGUCUUUAUCCCAGCCUACUAUUGCUGCUAUUAGUAAUGUCCUGAGCUUCUUACUGCAAGGUUUUCCCAGCAGCAAUGAUCUGCUCAGAUUUGGGCAGUUUAUUUCUUCUACUUUGCCAACCUUUGCGGUUUGUGAGAAAUUUGUAGUAAUGGAAAUAAAUAAUGAAGAGAAGCUUGACACUGGAACUGAAGAGGAGUUUGGAGGUCUUGUAUCAGCUAAUCUUAUACUUUUGAGGAACAGACUUCUGGAUAUCUUGCUAAAACUAAUUUAUACAUCUAAAGAAAAGACAAGCAUUAAUUUGCAAGCUUGUGAAGAACUGGUGAAGACACUGGGUUUUGACUGGAUCAUGAUGUUUAUGGAGGAACACUUACAUUCCACCACAGUUACAGCAGCCAUGAGGAUUCUUGUUGUCCUACUAAGUAAUCAGUCUAUUCUCAUCAAGUUUAAAGAAGGACUUAGUGGUGGAGGAUGGCUUGAACAGACAGAUUCUGUCUUAACUAAUAAGAUCGGAACUGUAUUAGGAUUCAACGUGGGCAGAAGUGCUGGUGGGAGAUCGACGGUCAGGGAGAUUAACCGAGACGCUUGUCAUUUUCCUGGUUUUCCAGUCCUUCAGUCAUUCCUUCCUAAACACACUAAUGUCCCUGCCCUCUAUUUUCUCCUCAUGGCCUUGUUUCUGCAGCAGCCAGUUAGUGAGCUGCCUGAGAACCUGCAGGUCAGUGUGCCUGUCAUCAGCUGCCGGAGUAAGCAGGGUUGCCAGUUUGAUUUGGAUUCCAUUUGGACAUUCAUCUUUGGAGUUCCUGCCUCCAGCGGAACUGUGGUCUCUUCUAUCCAUAACGUAUGCACAGAAGCUGUUUUUUUAUUAUUGGGAAUGCUCCGCAGCAUGCUGACUUCACCUUGGCAAUCAGAAGAAGAGGGAUCUUGGCUCCGAGAAUAUCCUGUGACCCUGAUGCAGUUCUUCAGAUAUUUGUAUCACAACGUCCCAGACCUUGCCUCCAUGUGGAUGAGCCCUGACUUCCUGUGUGCAUUAGCAGCCACGGUCUUCCCCUUCAAUAUUCGCCCUUACUCAGAGAUGGUGACUGACCUUGAUGAUGAAGUUGGAUCUCCAGCAGAAGAGUUUAAAGCAUUUGCAGCAGAUACAGGGAUGAACAGGAGCCAAUCAGAGUACUGCAAUGUGGGCACCAAGACAUAUCUGACCAAUCACCCGGCUAAAAAGUUCGUUUUUGACUUCAUGCGGGUCUUAAUCAUAGACAACCUCUGUCUCACUCCUGCCAGCAAGCAAACUCCACUAAUUGAUCUUUUGUUGGAGGCUUCCCCUGAAAGGUCUACAAGAACUCAGCAAAAAGAGUUUCAAACUUACAUUUUGGAUAGUGUGAUGGACCAUUUGCUUGCAGCUGAUGUGUUAUUAGGGGAAGAUGCAUCUCUGCCUAUUACCAGUGGAGGAAGCUACCAGGUAUUGGUGAACAAUGUGUUUUAUUUCACACAGCGUGUGGUGGACAAGCUUUGGCAAGGCAUGUUCAACAAAGAAUCUAAACUUCUUAUAGAUUUUAUAAUUCAACUAAUUGCACAGUCAAAGAGAAGAUCACAGGGAUUGUCACUGGAUGCAGUGUAUCAUUGCCUCAAUAGGACCAUCUUGUACCAGUUCUCACGGGCACACAAAACCGUUCCUCAGCAAGUAGCUCUGCUUGAUUCACUCAGGGUCCUCACUGUAAACAGAAACUUGAUCCUGGGACCUGGGAACCAUGACCAAGAAUUCAUUAGCUGUCUGGCCCACUGCUUGAUAAAUCUACAUGUUGGAAGCAAUGUGGAUGGAUUUGGACUGGAAGCAGAAGCCCGCAUGACCACAUGGCACAUUAUGAUCCCCUCGGACAUUGAACCAGAUGGUAGUUACAGCCAAGAUAUUAGCGAAGGGCGUCAGCUUCUCAUAAAAGCUGUCAACAGAGUUUGGACUGAACUGAUACAUAGUAAGAAACAAGUCUUAGAGGAACUUUUCAAAGUAACUCUACCUGUGAAUGAAAGGGGCCACGUGGACAUAGCUACAGCAAGGCCACUCAUUGAAGAAGCUGCCCUGAAGUGCUGGCAGAAUCAUUUGGCCCAUGAAAAGAAAUGCAUAAGUCGAGGAGAAGCUUUAGCGCCCACCACACAGUCCAAAUUAUCCCGUGUCAGCAGUGGCUUUGGUCUUUCCAAGUUAACAGGAUCAAGAAGGAAUCGAAAAGAAAGUGGUCUUAAUAAACACAGUCUUUCCACCCAGGAGAUUUCGCAGUGGAUGUUUACUCACAUUGCUGUUGUUCGUGACUUAGUAGAUACACAAUAUAAAGAAUAUCAGGAGCGUCAGCAGAAUGCCCUGAAGUACGUGACAGAAGAGUGGUGUCAGAUCGAGUGCGAGCUGUUGCGGGAGCGGGGGCUGUGGGGCCCUCCCAUCGGCUCCCACCUCGACAAGUGGAUGCUGGAGAUGACAGAAGGGCCCUGCAGGAUGAGGAAAAAGAUGGUGCGAAAUGAUAUGUUUUAUAACCAUUACCCUUACGUGCCAGAAACUGAGCAAGAGACAAAUGUGGCGUCUGAGAUCCCAAGUAAACAGCCUGAGACACCUGAUGAUAUUCCUCAAAAGAAACCUGCUCGAUAUAGAAGAGCCGUAAGUUAUGACAGUAAAGAGUACUACAUGCGACUGGCCUCUGGCAAUCCCGCCAUUGUCCAAGACGCCAUUGUGGAGAGUUCAGAAGGCGAAGCUGCUCAGCAAGAACCAGAGCAUGGGGAAGACACUAUUGCUAAAGUCAAAGGUUUGGUCAAGCCUCCUCUAAAACGCUCCCGAUCUGCACCUGAUGGAGGAGAUGAGGAGAACCAGGAGCAGCUACAAGACCAGAUUGCUGAGGGCAGCUCCAUAGAAGAGGAGGAGAAAACAGAUAAUGCUACCUUACUGCGCCUGUUAGAGGAAGGAGAAAAGAUCCAACACAUGUACCGCUGUGCUCGAGUCCAGGGCCUAGAUACCAGUGAGGGGCUCCUUCUUUUUGGUAAAGAGCAUUUUUAUGUGAUUGAUGGAUUUACCAUGACAGCAACCAGGGAAAUAAGAGAUAUUGAAACCUUACCUCCAAAUAUGCAUGAGCCUAUUAUUCCUAGAGGAGCCAGGCAAGGCCCUAGUCAACUCAAGAGAACAUGCAGCAUUUUUGCAUAUGAAGAUAUCAAGGAAGUUCAUAAAAGGAGAUAUCUCCUGCAGCCUAUUGCUGUGGAAGUUUUCUCUGGAGAUGGACGGAAUUACCUCCUUGCUUUUCAGAAAGGAAUCAGAAACAAAGUCUAUCAAAGGUUUUUGGCUGUAGUGCCAUCUCUAACGGACAGUUCAGAAUCUGUAUCUGGGCAACGACCAAACACGAGUGUGGAGCAGGGAUCUGGGUUACUUAGCACUUUGGUUGGAGAGAAGUCUGUGACUCAGAGAUGGGAGAGAGGUGAAAUCAGCAACUUCCAAUAUUUGAUGCAUUUGAACACUUUGGCUGGCAGAUCAUAUAAUGAUCUCAUGCAGUAUCCUGUCUUCCCCUGGAUCCUUGCAGAUUACGACUCAGAGGAGGUGGAUCUUACUAAUCCCAAGACGUUUAGAAACCUGGCUAAGCCAAUGGGAGCACAAACAGAUGAACGAUUAGCUCAGUAUAAGAAGCGGUAUAAAGACUGGGAGGAUCCUAAUGGAGAAACUCCUGCAUACCACUAUGGGACCCACUAUUCAUCUGCAAUGAUUGUGGCCUCAUACCUUGUAAGGAUGGAGCCUUUCACACAGAUAUUCUUAAGGCUACAGGGUGGCCACUUUGACCUGGCUGACCGGAUGUUUCACAGUGUGCGCGAGGCCUGGUAUUCAGCGUCAAAGCACAACAUGGCAGAUGUAAAAGAACUUAUCCCAGAGUUCUUUUAUUUACCAGAAUUUCUGUUCAAUUCCAACAACUUUGAUCUAGGCUGUAAACAAAAUGGCACCAAGCUUGGAGAUGUUAUCCUUCCACCCUGGGCAAAAGGGGACCCACGAGAAUUCAUCAGAGUCCAUCGUGAGGCUUUGGAGUGUGAUUACGUGAGUGCCCAUCUACAUGAGUGGAUUGACUUAAUCUUCGGUUAUAAACAGCAAGGCCCUGCUGCAGUAGAAGCUGUAAAUGUCUUCCAUCAUCUUUUUUAUGAGGGUCAAGUGGAUAUCUACAACAUCAAUGACCCACUAAAGGAGACAGCCACAAUUGGGUUCAUUAAUAACUUCGGUCAGAUCCCUAAACAGUUAUUUAAAAAACCUCAUCCACCAAAGCGAGUGAGAAGUCGACUCAAUGGAGACAAUGCAGGAAUCUCUGUCCUACCUGGAUCUACAAGUGACAAGAUCUUUUUUCAUCAUCUAGACAACUUGAGGCCUUCUCUAACACCUGUAAAAGAACUCAAAGAACCUGUAGGACAAAUCAUAUGUACAGAUAAAGGUAUUCUUGCGGUGGAACAGAAUAAGGUUCUUAUCCCACCAACCUGGAAUAAAACUUUUGCUUGGGGCUAUGCAGACCUCAGUUGCAGACUGGGAACCUAUGAGUCAGACAAGGCCAUGACUGUUUAUGAAUGCUUGUCUGAGUGGGGCCAGAUUCUCUGUGCAAUUUGCCCCAACCCCAAGCUGGUCAUCACGGGUGGAACAAGCACGGUUGUGUGUGUGUGGGAGAUGGGCACCUCCAAAGAAAAGGCCAAGACCGUCACCCUCAAACAGGCCUUACUGGGCCACACUGAUACCGUCACCUGCGCCACAGCAUCAUUAGCCUAUCACAUAAUUGUCAGUGGGUCCCGUGAUCGAACCUGUAUCAUUUGGGAUUUGAACAAACUGUCAUUUCUAACCCAGCUUCGAGGGCAUCGAGCUCCAGUUUCUGCUCUUUGUAUCAAUGAAUUAACAGGGGACAUUGUGUCCUGCGCUGGCACAUAUAUCCAUGUGUGGAGCAUCAAUGGGAACCCUAUCGUGAGUGUCAACACGUUCACAGGUAGGAGCCAGCAGAUCAUCUGCUGCUGCAUGUCGGAGAUGAACGAAUGGGACACGCAGAACGUCAUAGUGACAGGACACUCAGAUGGAGUGGUUCGGUUUUGGAGAAUGGAAUUUUUGCAAGUUCCUGAAACACCAGCUCCUGAGCCUGCUGAAGUCCUAGAAAUGCAGGAAGACUGUCCAGAAGCACAAAUAGGGCAGGAAGCCCAAGACGAGGACAGCAGUGAUUCAGAAGCAGAUGAGCAGAGCAUCAGCCAGGACCCUAAGGACACUCCAAGCCAACCCAGCAGCACCAGCCACAGGCCCCGGGCAGCCUCCUGCCGCGCAACAGCCGCCUGGUGUACUGACAGUGGCUCUGACGACUCCAGACGCUGGUCCGACCAGCUCAGUCUAGAUGAGAAAGACGGCUUCAUAUUUGUGAACUAUUCAGAGGGCCAGACCAGAGCCCAUCUGCAGGGCCCCCUUAGCCACCCCCACCCCAAUCCCAUUGAGGUGCGGAAUUACAGCAGAUUGAAACCUGGGUACCGAUGGGAACGGCAGCUGGUGUUCAGGAGUAAGCUGACUAUGCACACAGCCUUUGAUCGAAAGGACAAUGCACACCCAGCUGAGGUCACUGCCUUGGGCAUCUCCAAGGAUCACAGUAGGAUCCUCGUUGGUGACAGUCGAGGCCGAGUUUUCAGCUGGUCCGUGAGUGACCAGCCAGGCCGUUCUGCUGCUGAUCACUGGGUGAAGGAUGAAGGCGGUGACAGCUGCUCAGGCUGCUCGGUGAGGUUUUCACUCACAGAAAGACGACACCAUUGCAGGAACUGUGGUCAGCUCUUCUGCCAGAAGUGCAGUCGAUUUCAAUCUGAAAUCAAACGCUUGAAAAUCUCAUCCCCGGUGCGUGUUUGUCAGAACUGUUAUUAUAACUUACAGCAUGAGAGAGGUUCAGAAGAUGGGCCUCGAAAUUGUUGAAGAUUCAACAAGCUGAGUGGAGACCAUGGUCUGUAGACCCCUUCCCGAUUCUCCUGUCCCAGCUUGGAAGGCAUUGAAAACAGUCUCCGUUUACACAUCUCUUCAUACCACGUGUUUGAAGUGUUAAAAUUCAAAGGGAUCAUUGAAUAAAACGGGUGUAGAGUACAGGAAUGGGGCAGACGCGAUUCAGGUGAACAGCACAAGAAGAAUAUGAGGUGGUUCCUAGGAGCAACACUUUCGAUCUCCAGUUCUCCCUGAUGACAGUAGCUGUCUCCAAGAGAAAACUCCUCACUUAUUAACUCUCUUUUCUUGCAUCUCAUUUUUAUAGAGCUACUCAUCCUUAUUUGGAAAAACCAACAACAAAAAAGGCUUUUAGAAAAUGGUUGUAAAUCUGACUUCUUUGCAAGUAACUAUGUAUAUUGUAAAUAGAUAUAAAAGGCCUUUUUUCUAAAUAAGGACUUAACUGCCUGUAACAUGAAACUUCAAACUAAACCACUAACUCAAUGAACUACUUAUGGUUUGUCUGAUAUCCCUCACUUACCAAUUAAUUAUAAAUAUGUUUUUUUAAAUCCCCAAAGACAUUAUCUGUGGUCUUUUUUUCCUUUCAAGCUCAGCCUGUGUGCCUGAUGUCAUUUCUUUCAAGUUGCCCACAGUAUCUCCACUUAAACUAGGCUAGUAACCAAAAUAAUGUGGACCUUCUUUAGGAAACAGUGUGGGAGAAUAGGAUUCCAGCCGUAAGAUAAACUGGAAAUAUCUGGGCGUCUUGUACCUGGCUACGCACCACCUCAGUGUUGUUCCUACAUAAACAGGGCCCCUUUUAAACUUGUAUGUGGACUGCUGUUUGGUCAAAGAAUACCUUCUUAGCAUUGCAGAAAGGUGGUCAGAUGACCAAUGUAGUGCAGGAAACAGCCCUGUCUCAACUAAUGGAAAUAUAUUUGCAUGUAACCCAAAAUUAGCUUAUCUUGCAUAGAACAUAAUAAGUAUGUGUCUUUGGUGACACUGAUGUUCUACUAUAGCUUAUUUUCAAACAAGGGGUAAAAAAAGGAAAGAAAGAAGUGUACAGAAUUAACAUUUAAACUUUGUUGUAAAACUGAAUCAUGUCAGAACUGCUUAAAAUUAACCUUUACCAUUUAAUGUCAUCUACCUGAAAACAGUGAGAUUUAUACUGUAUCAAUGUCUAUUUUUUUGUUUUUGCUAUGAAUAUAAUUACAGUAUUUUAAUAUUUAGUUAUUUAAUUUGUUCUACUAGUUGGAUACAGAACACACAAAUCCAGGGGGAUUAAAGCUGGAAGGGGCUAAGAGAUUAGUUUACAGAGAAAAGGCUUGGAGGUGGGAUUUUUUUAAAUGUGUGUUAUGUACAUAUAUAUAUAUAUAAUAUAUAUUAAAAAAUGAAACAAUUAAUCUAGAUUUUAACGUUUUCAGAAACUUAGUGAUAACAUUAUGAACAAUUCUAAAAGCCCUGUGAUUUGAAAAAUGUAGAAUCAUUAAUGGCCCAAGAUAGGCCUUCACACCUUCACAGGUGCGAAAGGAAAGGCCUUCACACCCUCACAGAGGCAUCAUGCAAAGGACAGCGGCUUUGGCUUUUCCAAUUUUCCGUCUUUAGGCCCUGGUGAGAGGCACACUUAUGCACUAAAAUGCACAUAUAUGCACAUGCAUUCAAAAAUAGGCAUUUGGUACAAUGGUGAUCUUGUACCUGAUGGGCUGAAACCAGCUUAAGAACAAAUUUGUUCUUCCUGAUAUGAUAACUAGGUCUCCAAGAGAAAAUAGAAAGGCUGCUUUAGUGCCUUACGCUUACUAAAUUUAAAUCUUUAUUUACCUGGGUUUGAGCCUACAGUCUAUUUAUGAUUACGUAUCAAAAUUGAUUAAAACACUUCCAUUUCUAAAAGUUCAAAUAUACUUGUUAAUAAAAGGAUUAUCGGCAUUAAUACUUUAACUUAAAGAAAA